AAGAUUAUUUCAAAACCCUAGCUCGCUCCGCACGGAUGCGACGGCGAAGGCGGCGGCGCCAGGGGUCGGAGUCACGAUCUCGCAUUGCUCUCCAAUGCGAAUGCCGCGGGGUAUGUCCAGGGAUUGAGCGGUAUGUCUCGGUGUCUCGGCAGCAUAAGCUCGAUUCGUCGUUGCUAGCCUAGCGUAGCAAGGAUUUUCCAGGAGAAUCGAGGCAGCAAUGCUUCGCUUAGAAAUUUAGUCGCAUUCGGGGCCGGACCACCGAGCAGAGAUUUGGACGGAAACAAUGUCAGGGCGGCAUUUUUCUGAGAAGCUGACGAGCGUAGCUCAGUCUGCUCGCCAGGUGAAGUUCGAGCACGACAGCUUCUCGCAACUGGCUGGGUAUUUGGAAAAGCUGGUUCCAAUUGCCCUCGAGCUACAGCAAGGGAGCAAGCAUGACGACUUGGUCCAGGUGCUCGAAAAGGAUCUGGAGUCCGCCACUGAUCUCAUCAGCCUGUGUAACAACAAGAGCCAGAUGUACUUGCUCACGCACUGUAGAAGCGUGGUAAGGCAGCUAGAAAGUGUCACUCACGACAUGGGGAAAAGCCUGGAGCUUGUUCCUGUGGCCUCAUUGCCUGGGACGGACGAGACAAAGAAGAUGGUCGGGAACCUUUCGCAGGAGAUGCAGCGGAUACGGUUCCAGGUGAAGGAGUCCGAGGACCGGAUUUGCCGUGCUCUAGAAAGGGAGACGAGCAGCAUUCGAAGUGAUCUCGCCCUCCAAAACAGCUUGCUGGUGGACAUUGCGCGGACUGUUGGUGUGGAGGACUUUUCGAAUAACCCGCACGCACUCAAGAACCACAUUGAUCUGUUGAAGAAGGACAUCCAGGGGCCGGACGACCUUCACAUGUCCAACUUGAUCGCUGUCAUGUUUGAUAACGUUGUCAAGAGACAUCAUGGACGCAGCAGCGGUAACUACCACGAGUCUCGGCAGCGGCGACGUUACGAGGAUCCUUACGAGGCGUUUCUCUGCCCGUUGACUGGGAGAGUGAUGUCGGAUCCAGUGACGAUUGUCGAGACGGGGAAAACAUACGAGCGGAAGGCCAUCGAGGCCUUUUUCGCGAACUGCCAAGACAACAAGAAGCCUGCCAUCUGCCCUCAGACAUCAAAGAAGCUGCAAAGUCUGGACUUGAAGGCCAGCAUCGCGAUAAGAAACGCGAUUGAGGAAUGGCAUGCCAGGAAUGAGUCAACUCGUAUUGAAAAUGCUGUUCCAAUGCUGGACGCAGGAAGUCCAGAAGCGGAUAUGAUUGAGGCUAUGGAGGACAUACAGGAGCUUUGUCGUCGCAAUCGGCACAUCAAGGCGAAAGUUAGAAAUGAAGGACUGAUACCGAUUCUCGUGGAUCGUCUCAAGAAUGGGGAGGAAGUUCGAUGCAAGGCACUCCAGACUCUAAGAGUUCUUGCCGAGGAUGAUGAUGAUAUCAAGGAAGCGAUUGGGCAAACAACUGCUGUCUGGAGUGCUGUCAAAUGCUUGUCUCGCGAGUUAUCACGUGAACGAGAAGAAGCCGUGUCAUUGCUGCUGGAACUCUCAAAGUCAUACACGCUAUGCGAGAAAAUUGGAGCUUCUAGUGGAGCAAUACUGAUACUCGUCGGAAUGACAAGCAGCAAGUCCGAAAAUGUGCUGUCAGCCCAAAGAGCGGACGACACACUUAACAACCUUGAAAUGUGCGAUGCGAACGUACGGCAAAUGGCGGAGAAUGGACGACUUAAGCCCUUGAUUACACGUCUCUUAGAGGGUCCGGAUGAACUGAGAGUACAAAUGGCUAGUUAUAUCGCGGACAUAGCACUUAACAGCGAGGGAAAGGAGAGGCUUGCUGAGUCGGGAAGCAACGUUUUGAUAGAGAUGCUAGAGAGUAACAAGGCUGGCUAUCGAGAGGUAUCGUUGAAAGCUUUGCGAGCGCUUUCAACUCUUGACAGCAACGGUUGUUUGUUGAUUAAAGCCGGCAUACUGCCACCGUUGCUGAGGGACCUCUUCAUGUCGGGAAUAAGUCAGGUUCCAAAGUUGAAAGAGGUCGCCGCCACGGUACUGGCCAACGUAGUAAACUCAUGCACAGAUUGGGAGGAUGUGGCAGUAGACAACGAGGGCAACACGUUAACAUCAGAGCAGUACGUUCACAACUUGCUACUUCUCAUCAGCAACACGGGUCCAGCAAUAGGAGCAAAGCUUCUUCAAGUUCUUCUCGGGUUGGCCUCUUCGCCCCGCGGUGUCUCGGACGUCGUCUCCCACAUCAAGAGUGCCGGUGCUCUGGUAACUCUCAUCCAGUUCCUGGAAGCGCAGCAGAAAGAGCUACUCGUUACGUCGGUCAGGCUGCUGUACUGCCUCUCUCCAUACAUGGGACAGGAUCUAGCGGACGGUUUACGAAUAACAACUCGGCAGCUGGGGACGCUCGUCAAGUUACUGGGACAGAGCGGAGUGAACGUGGAAAUGGCAGCGGCCGCGGGGCUUUUAGCAAACCUCCCAGUCACGGACUACAAUCUUACUCGGGCACUCAUGGAGGAAGGAGUCGUCUCCAUUCUCCUCAGCCGGAUCAACGAUCUCAAGCGCGGGGUGGUGAGAAUCGGAGCCGGGAAGUACGUGGGACCGUUCCAGUCGGGUCUCGUCACCAUUCUGGCGAGGUUCACGUACGACUUGGACGACCCCGACAUGCUCAACAUUGCCACGGACAACAACCUGUGCGCGCUGUUCACGUCCUUGCUCCAGACGGUCUCCCUGGACGAAGUCCAGCGCUGGUCGGCCAUAGCUCUCGAGAACAUGUCCAUGAAGUCGAAGCACUUCUCGGAGGUUCCGGAGCCUCCGGCUCAAGCAGGCGGGUGGUGGACCUGCUUCAAGAAGCCUAGCAGGCAACCGGCGGCGGGGCUCUGUCCAGUCCACUCGGGCCGGUGCUCCGCCAAAAGCACGUUUUGCUUGGUCGAGGCCGGGGCCGUGGAUCCUCUGGUGGCGUGCCUGGAGCACAGGGACACGGACAUCGUGGAGGCGACGCUCCAGGCGCUGUCGACGCUCAUCCAGGAGCCUUGCGACGUCGAGCGAGGCGUCCAGGUGCUGAGCAAUGCGGGGGCCAUCCCGCCGGUGAUGGCCAUCCUCCAGGAGCACCGGACCGAGGGGCUGAGGGAGCGAUCGGUGUGGAUCCUGGAGAGAGUUCUCCGCAGCGCGGAGGCGGCGCAGACCAUCGCUGGGAGCGGCGACGUGCACAGCUCGCUGGUGGACGCGUUCCGCCAUGGCAACUACAGGUCGAGGCAGCUGGCGGAGAAGUCUCUCAAGCACCUCAACAGGAUUCCAAACUUCUCGGGGGUGUUCCAACCGGUUGGGAGGCGAUGAUCGACGUUGAUGUGUACCAUAGCGUUGGAUGGCAUGGGAGAAGAAUUUUUAAAGAAAAAAAGAGCCAUACUGUGAGUAAACUUUGAAUUUUGUUUUCAUUUUUUCUUUCUUUUUACAUUGGAUUUUUCUUUCGAAGUAUAAAGGGUCUGCUU
This is a messenger RNA of Selaginella moellendorffii, 3498 nucleotides long. RefSeq names its product U-box domain-containing protein 43. The coding region runs from base 284 to 3346 and encodes 1020 amino acids. Lineage: Eukaryota; Viridiplantae; Streptophyta; Lycopodiopsida; Selaginellales; Selaginellaceae. The transcript is spliced from 3 exons. The record is from RefSeq and is a predicted model, not a curated record. Gene Ontology annotation, biological process: protein ubiquitination. Gene Ontology annotation, molecular function: protein binding; ubiquitin-protein transferase activity.